This is a messenger RNA of Phyllopteryx taeniolatus (common seadragon), 1430 nucleotides long. It is a transcript of the gene skap2, whose product is annotated as src kinase associated phosphoprotein 2. Gene Ontology annotation, cellular component: plasma membrane; cytoplasm. The coding region runs from base 92 to 1045 and encodes 317 amino acids. The record is from RefSeq and is a predicted model, not a curated record. The transcript has 12 exons. Lineage: Eukaryota; Metazoa; Chordata; Actinopteri; Syngnathiformes; Syngnathidae. Gene Ontology annotation, molecular function: protein binding.
AAUGUGCGGGUUUACUUCCGCGUUUUGAGCCACUCGCCACUACUUCCGCAUCACGUGACUCGUGCUGCUGGACAAAACAACAACGACAACAAUGCGAGACGCCCCGGAGGAAUUCGUCGCGCUCAUUUCAGACCUUGAAACGUUCCUCUGUGAAGGCCUGAAAGGGGAAAAUCUGAGUAAGAAGGCGAAAGAUAAGAGGGAAGCCUUCAUUAAACGGAUUAAAGAGGUCAAAUUAGGUUUUCCACAUGAUUUCAAGGAAAAAAGCGGCGAGGACUCUGACGAUGAGGAGGAGGUGGACAGCAGCAACAACGACGGAGCCUCGCUGCAGUCUGAGCGCACUGACAAGGAGGAGGACACCUAUGAGGGUUCCCAGCUAUCUCCACCGAUAGCAGCACAAGAUCUGCAGUCUAUUCUCAUGUCAGGAUACCUGGAGAAACGCAGGAAGGAUCACAGUUUUUUCGGCCAGGAGUGGCAGAAGAGAUGGUGCGCUCUAAGCUAUCGCACCUUCUAUUAUUAUGGCCAUGAGAAAGACAAGCAGCAGAAAGGCGAAUUCAACAUCGAUGGCUACAAUGUCAAAAUGAACAACAGCUUACGGAAAGACUCCAAGAAAGACUUUUGUUUUGAAGUCUCAGCUCCAGACAAGCGAGACUAUCAGUUCUGUGCGUCAUUGGCGAAAGAGGCAAAGGAAUGGGUGAAAUGGAUAGACUUUGUUUUGAAAGAUAAGUCUGGUAUCAUCCAAGAAGAAGAAGAGGAGGAGGAAGAGGUGGAGAAGGCGGAGGAACAGCUAAUGUACGAUGAUGUGGGACUUGGACCGGAUACAGACAUCUAUGAGGUGCUCCCAGACACCAGCACAGACUACCAGAACUACUACCAGGGCUUAUGGGACUGUGUAGUUGACCACCCAGAUGAACUCUCCUUCCAGCGUGGAGACACCAUUUAUAUACUGAGCAAGGAGUACCAGAGCUACGGUUGGUGGGUUGGAGAGAAAGAUGGAAAUAUCGGAAUCGUGCCCAGAGACUACCUGCUGGAGCUCUACGCUUUAUAAAUACAUCACUGAACCAACCCCUGCUCUUCUUCCUCAUUCUCGGGCGAGAGGCGAUUUCUCAGAUACUCCUCAAUCAGUUCAGGACAGUCCAGGUUGUCCUCAGGCUCCCAUGUGUUGUCUGCACUGAAGCCAAGAUGGACAAAAGACAGAUGAGUGCAUUUACUCCAGUGAUGCUACUUAAGGAACAUGGAACUUGAACAUUUCUUAAGGAAUUGCAUGAGUGCUGUAUUGAAAUAUCAAUAAGAGUGUCAUUAUCAAAGCAAUACACACACCCUUUGUGUUGUGAUAAAUAAUGUGAAGAAUGCACUUUUUCCCUACUUUUGACCAUGUGCAUUUAACACUUUUUGGGCAUCCAGCCAGGUAUUAAAUAUAAUUUGGUAUGUCA